GUAGGAGCCAGCCUUUGUGGUUGAAAAUCAUUGGUAGUUUCUCAACUCUAUCUUUUUUUCUGUGUGAUAAUUGUCACUCACAAAAAUUAACUUGUGACUUUUUCUCUCUGAAUUAUUAUUUCUUCUCUCUCGCUGCAGCAAUGGGAAGUUGUUUAUCGGUCUCCAUGCCAUGUGAUCAAGUUGUGAAUCAAGUCUCUCAAUGUUUAUCCGACAAAGGAAGUUACAUCUACGACCUUUCCAUGAAUCUAGCGGCUCUGGAGAAAGACAUGGAAGUCCUCAAGGCAAAGCGUGAUGAUGUGCAAGGAAGGGUGAACAGAGAAGAGUUUACAGGAUGUCGUCAAAGACUUGCUGAAGUCCAGGUAUGGCUUAAGAAUGUCCUCGACAUAGAAGAUGAAUUUAAAGAUCUAUUUAGUACUAGUACCGUUGAACUCCAAAGGUUGUGUUGCUGUGGAUUAUGCUCCAAAAAUGUGGAAAUGAGCUACAGUUAUGGCAAAAGAGUAAUCCGGAUGUUGAAAAUAGUUAAGAGUACCAGUUCUGAAGGAAAAUUUGAUGUGGUGACUGAGAAAGUUCAAGUAACUGAGGUUGAAGAGAUGCCUAUUCAACCCACAAUUGUUGGUCAUGAGGCAUUGCUUGAGAGGGUAUGGAACCGUCUAAUGGACGAUGGAGUUGGGGUUUUGGGUUUGUAUGGUAUGGGUGGAGUUGGCAAAACCACUAUUCUUGCGCAGAUCAACAAUAAGUUUACUAAAGCAAGGGGCAGCUUUCAUGUUGUGAUAUGGGUUGUGGUGUCAAAGAAUUUAGACAUUCAUAACGUUCAAGAAGACAUAGCAAAAAAACUAGGACUUUGGAAUGAGGAGUGGGAUAAGAAGAACGAGAACCGUAGAGCCCUUGACAUACACAACGUUCUCAAGAGACGGAAGUUUGUGUUGUUCUUGGAUGAUAUAUGGGCGAAAGUGAAUUUGCCGACCAUUGGAGUCCCUUAUCCGGAUGUAGUAAAUGGAUGCAAAGUAGCUUUCACCACUCGCUCUAGAGACGUGUGUGGACGCAUGGAGGUUGAUGAACUGAUGGAAGUCAGUUGUCUAGGCCCCGACAAAGCAUGGGAGUUGUUCCAAAAGAAAGUUGGAGAAAGCACAUUGAAAAUCCAUGCAGACAUUCCUGAUCUCGCUAGACAAGUCGCUGGAAAAUGUUCUGGCUUACCACUGGCGCUCAACGUAAUCGGGGAAACUAUGUCAUGCAAAAGUACGGUACAAGAAUGGCGACGUGCAGUGGACGUUUUGACUUUAUCGGCUGCAGAUUUUUCAGGCAUGAAAGAUGAAAUCCUUUCUGUUCUCAAGUAUAGCUAUGACAGUUUAAAUGGAGAGGUGGUGAAAUCAUGUUUUCUUUAUUGCUCUCUAUUUCCUGAAGAUUAUCUUAUAGAUAAAGAGAGACUGGUGGAUUAUUGGAUAUGUGAGGGAUUCAUAGAUGAAAGCCAAAGUAGAGAAAGGGCUAUAAACCAAGUAUAUGAGAUACUUGGCACCCUUGUCCGCGCAUGUUUAUUGGUCGAAGGAGAAAUGAAUAAUAUAUCAUAUGUGACUAUGCAUGAUGUGGUUCGUGACAUGGCUCUAUGGAUCGCAUCUGAUCUUGGAAAGGAUAAGGAGAUAUACAUUGUGCAAGCCGGUGUUGAUUUACGCAAUAUGCCAGAUGUCAAGAAUUGGAAGGGUGUUAAAAAGAUGUCACUGAUGCGUAACAAUAUUGAAAGGAUAUGUGGCAGCCAUGAGUGCGCUCAACUUACAACUUUGUUCCUUCAGAACAACCAAUCACUGGUACAUGUUUCCAGUGACUUCUUCAAGUAUGUUCCAGCGCUAGUUGUGUUGGAUCUGUCAGGCAAUUUAGGCCUUUCUGAGUUACCACAGCUUCAGUUGAUAUCGUUGCGGUAUCUUGAUUUGUCACGAACAAGCUUGGAGCAAUUUCAUGUUGGGUCACAAGAGUUGACAAAGCUAAUCCACUUGAAUCUCGAGUCCACACGGAAGCUUAAGAGCAUUUCAGGGAUAGCAAAUUUGUCAAGUUUGAGGUCACUUGGACUAGAAGGAUCCAACAAGACGCUAGACGUGAGCUUACUGAAAGAGCUGCAACUUGUGGAGUAUCUAGAAAAUUUAACCAUUGAGGUCAGUUCAGGGAUGGUUUUGGAGCAAUUGUUAAGCUGUCACGUGUUGGUAAAAUGCAUUCAAAAGAUGGGAUUAAAUAACCUUGGAGAAUCAACGAGAAUAUUGACUUUGCCAACUAUGUGUGUUCUACGUAGGCUCAACGUAUCAGGAUGCAGAAUGGGGGAAAUACAGAUUGAGAGGACAACUCCAAGUUUCCAAAACCUCUCCCGAAUCGAUAUAUGUGUUUGCUAUCGUCUAAAGGAUUUGACGUGGCUGGUGUUUGCUCCAAACCUUGUUGAUCUUAGAGUUAAAUACUCAAAUCAAUUGGAAGAGAUUAUAAACGAGGAAGUAGCUGCAAGGGUUGCAGGAGGACGUGUUCCUUUUCAAAAACUAAGAAGCCUCAACUUAUCUCAUUCACCUAUGUUAAAGAGCAUAUACUGGAGUCCUCUAUCUUUUCCAUGUUUAAGCAAAAUCAGCAUUGCAGGUUGUCCAAUGCUGAGACAGCUUCCACUGGAUUCUGAUAGUGUCGUCAGGUUUGAAGUAUUUUCAAUAGAAUACAGAGAGGAAGAGUGGAUCAAAGAGGUUGAUUGGAAAGACGAAGCUACUCAACUGCGUUUCUUGCCUUUCUGUAAGCUUGGCCCUGACCCGACAGUAACUCCAAAUAAAUAUAAUAGCCAGACUCGUUCGAUAAACAGUGUAGUUGGUGUAAGGCAUCAGCCAGUUAAUCAUUAUUCUUAAAAGUGGUCAGUGGACAUACGUUCGUUGUUUUCAA
This is a messenger RNA of Brassica napus (rape), 2892 nucleotides long. Its product is annotated as disease resistance protein SUMM2. Lineage: Eukaryota; Viridiplantae; Streptophyta; Magnoliopsida; Brassicales; Brassicaceae. The transcript has a single exon. Gene Ontology annotation, molecular function: protein binding; ADP binding. The record is from RefSeq and is a predicted model, not a curated record. Bases 141 to 2858 code for a protein of 905 amino acids.